GGCAGUGUGACGGAGCCCAUCGGCGAACAUGUGAAAAUAACAGGUAUUUGGGGGGCCUCCACAUGAAUGAACGCCUCGCCAUAAAGCAUUACCGACUCUCACCAACAGCUCACUGGUCCCGAGGAAGGGUUUGGUGGAGUGACCAUGGCAGAGGUGAGGGACUUGAAUGUUGCUGAUGUGUUGGGACUGUUGGAGAGUACUCAGGAUGAUGUCUACCAAGAGGUGCGGGCAUUGUUGAAGGAGACCUUCGCUAGCGUUCGUGAGGCCUGGCUUGUCAACGGCCUGCUAGAAUACUUCUAUGUAUCAAACAGUGGACGUCUCCUGGAUAUUCUGCUGGGAGUGGGUGAACCUCAUGAUCGUCAUCUCUUAGAUAGACUCAUGGAUGGAUUGAAAGGAUCAGAUCGCUUUCGUCACACCUGCAUUUUGCUCUAUGCCGUUCGUCGCCAACCUCCUCCCAUGUGGCUGCGAAAAUUUCUUCAGCAUGGUGCAAUGCGGGAACUACUCCACGUACUUUUAACAGAUGAGGAUGUUCCUGUUCUGGUGGGUGCGGUCAUGGUUAUAGUGGUUCUCCUUCCUGCUUUGCCACUAGAAAUGGGACACAUGCAUCUUUCUACAGUAUUAGAUAUUUUCUGCCGGUUAGUUCGAUGGACUCCAAAACGAGAAAAUGAUGAGGCUUUUCAGCCAUUUUUACAGGUGGCUGUGUAUUCCCUAUUUCAUAGACUGUAUGCUUUGUAUCCAUGUCACUUUCUUACAUGCUUAAGAAAUAAUUUCUCAAAGACAAAUUCAUCUGCCUGUUUCUUCAAUACUCUUAAGCCUAUGAUGGAAAAAGUCCGUCUUCAUCCACUUCUGAUAACUGACACGAGAGAAUCUGAAAUAACCAGAACUAGAUGGAUGGGACUAGAAACUCACCAUCUUAUUCUUGAAUGUGCUAAGCUUUGUCUAGAUCCCAUUGAGGCAACAUGUGAGGAGGUAUGUGGCUCAUUUUUUAAUCGAAACCAAGGUAGUGAUGUAGCUUCUGAACCUUUGAAUUUGUCCACCAAUUGGGCAUUGUAUGCAGUAGAAAAUAACUUCUGGUCUCCUACUCUAGCACUGUCAUCACCUGCUAUAAUUCAAACACAAAGGGGUUCAUCUUCCUCUGUACCUCAUACGCCAGUGUACCCUAUAAGCACUCCCAACCUGAGAUUAGGGGGCAAAGUAGCAGAAUCUCCACCUGAAGCAGCUAUUGAGGCCACCCCUGAAUCGACACCCUUUACUUCACCAAUAAAGAUGGAAGCCAGUAAUGUUGGCAGUCGCCGAGCUGUUACUGCAUUGUGUGCCUUAAAACUCAACACAAAUGUAAGUAAGGACAACAGAGCCAUCUCUGCAGAGUUAGAGGCCAGUUCUAGUCCUUUGUCACCUAUAAAAAAGGAACAAACCCCAUUCAGUUUUCCUGAUCAGUGCCAAGACUUGUUUAAUAGAGUGGAGCGCUCUACCCUCCUCCAAAGUAAGUUGCAGCAGAUAAUAAGAGACAGACAACAAAUCCAGAAAGAAAAUAAAGCCUUGGAUAAUAGUGACAUAGAAAGCAAAGAUAUUGAUUCAAAGGAUGUUAAAGAAACUGAAGAAAAUGGUGCAGUGAUGCCGAGGAAGACAUUGGGGGAGAGACGGAGCAGUAGUUUUUCGACAAUAGAAAGUGAAGUUGAUCCGAAAGUUGAAAUCAUAAUCCCACAAUUUGAGCAAGUGAAUAGGAGGAGAAAAUUAUCAAUGUAUGAUGGCAGUCAUAAUAUUGACCUGAGACAAUUAGGAAUCCCUGUUGAUGAGUUUGCUGAAGGAAAUAAUGAAUUGGAUUUUUCUAAUGAAGGUGCUCAUAAAAUUGAUACAGAGAAUGGAGAUCAGAAUUGUAGAGUACCUAAAGCAAUUAAGAGAAUAUCUGAAGAGAGAGAAUCUGAAAGUAGUGAGAGCAGAAGAUCCUCAGACGAGUCUCAGGUAUGUGCAACCAUAAAAUGUGAUGAACCAGAAAGCCUAGGAUUAGGAGUUCCUACCCAAAGAUCAAUGACUGAUCUAGUAAAAAACAUGAGAACAAUGAGGUUAAGAUUUCUUAGUCAAUGUGGUCCACCACCUGAUCUGUCACAGUACAAUAUGGUAGGGACAACAAGAGUUACUUUGUCUCCCACACAAUUUAUGAGUGGCCCCAUUAAAACUCGAUCAAGGAGCUUAUCGUGCCCAGAUCUGUCGGUAGAUGGUGGACCCCGUGCAUCUAUUGCUAAUGAAGCAAGAGUUAGGAAAGUGUCUGCUAUGUCUUCUCUUACAUUAUCUCCAGUAAGGCAGGCAGUAGUGACAAGUGAGGCAACAACACAAACAGAAGAAAUCACUGUUGUUAAUCCUUAUGAACAACUUCUUGGUGCUCUUGUGUCUGGCCCAACAUCGCAUCUGCCAAAAAAUGAAAACACAAAUGACGCAAAUUUUUCCAGACCUUCGCCACAUGAGCUACUUGAUAAGUACUUGCAGUCAAGUGCCAAGAUUGGUGAAGAAGCUCAAAAUAUUUUGUGGCAGCAACCAAAUCAAACAGCAGGAAAUGAAGGAUGGAAAAACCAUGUUCGCCUCAUGCAAAUUAUGUUGCUUUUGGAGCGAUAUAAACGUGAAGUACAUGCCGAACGUAAUCGUAGACUUUUAAGCAGAGCAAAGAAAGUGUAUGCCCUUGAAGAGCAGCAGCGUGGAUUGAAAGGAAAAAUAUCUCAAUUGGAAGAGGAAGUGUUAAAUUUGAAGCAUGAUGUCUGCAAUUUGCAAAAGAAUGCAUCAAACAAGGAGCAGCAGCUGCAACUGGCCUUGUCUAAAGAGCAUGCCUUAGUUAGUGAAAUGCGUAUUGAGCGGGAUGAUGCUCAAGAAGGAAGAGACUUGUUAAAACAACAAUGUAUUGCUCUUCGACAAGAAAAUGAGACCCUGACCAGUCGGUUGCAAUUAGCACAAGGAACCAUGCUAGAAAAAGAUAGACAGCUCAACUUUCAGGCUCGUUUAGCUGAUGAAAACAUUACCCUGCGCAACCAGGUGGAAGUUUUACAGAAACAAGUGUGUCUCAUGGGAGAAAUACAAAGCCAGUAUAAACAGGAGGUGUGGAGGUUAACAAUGUCAGGAGGUCCUGGUGCCAUGAUGGGUAUAGAAAUGGAGCGUACCGCAGCCAAGCGACAGGUAGAAGAGCUUGAAGAAAAAUGUCGAAUUGCUUUAGUUAAAUUAGAUGCUGCUCAUGCUCAUGUAUUACAGCUAGAACAUGAUUUAGUAGAAAAGAAUAAGCUUUUGGAAAAACAGCAUCUUGCAGUGAAAGCAGCUAGUGAAGCUGGAGCAGAGGCGUGUCGGGCUGUUGAGCUACGUUGCCAGUCAUUGGCUUUAACUAAUCAGACCUUAGAAUCUUUUAUUUUAGAGCAAAAUAACCGCAUAGAUACUCUUGCUCGCAAAAUUGGAAGGUCUCAACGGGGCAAGUCUGUCUGUAGUGAUGGUUUUGAUAUUGAUUUGGAGUUGUCUGCUUCAUCUUCAGCUAGUUGCAGCAGUAUACCAACAUCUCCCCCAGAUGAUUCCCUCCAUCCUUCUGGUUCACUCCUGUCAAGGCAGUCUGUUGUGCUCACCAAGCUUGAUGACCUCGCAGAACAAGAGAUGUAGACUGAAGGACAUUAACACAGGAAGACCAAGGCAUAGUGUGAUAAAAGCUUGUGUAUUAGACGUAAUCACUAAAACAUGAGAAAACAUUUGACUUUGAUAUUUGCAAGUUCAUAUGGUUAACCCAUCCUCCUGAAAAUGUUUAGUUGUAAGAAUUAACAAGUGAUAAAAGCAAAUACUGUAUAGAAAACUUUUGCUUGUUAUUAGUGUGUCAGUGGAAAUCUGACUGUUGAGAUCGUUUUGGCAUUCCUUAAAGGUUGUUAAUAUUAGAUAACCUGACUUGUUUGAACACAAUAAAAACUUGUUUUUGUAAAAAUGUGAUAUGUAAUCACUUAAUUUUACAGUAAUUAGUCAUUUGGAAGAAGUAUUGGCAUCUCUCUGCAAGUACUCGAGAAAGAUUUUUGAAAGUACUGUACAGCAUAGGUUUUGUUUUUUGUUUUUAAUGGGGAAAGAUAUUUAUUGAAGAUUCCUGUGUAGUAUUUUGGAGGGUUCAGCAUUUAUUGGAUUGAUCAUUUGAGGAAUUGAUCAGGUUUGUUUAUAAUGAAGAGAAGUGAUGCAUAUGGCAGGUUUGUUCUUCAUUAAACAGGCAUUUUGUUCUAUUUUCUCCCAUAUCCAUCAGCGGAAUUCGGUUCUUACAUCGUCUGACUUCAUCUCGUAGAGGAAUUGUUUUUGAAUUGUUGAGAACUGUCAGCAUUAAAGUUAUAACUGUACGUUAAAUAUUACUACAUGGGGUAAUUUCUGAAUAUAGUUUCGAUCUGUGAAGUUUUGCUCAAUUUCUCUAAUGUACAUUUUCAGCAAAAAUACUAAAUGCCAAGAUCAUAAUUUGGUUGUCUUGUCCCUUAAGUAUUACUGUUAAAAUACCAGCAAGGCCAGCACUUGUUAUUGUUGUGGUCUGUAAUAGAUUAUUGGAUGAGAUGAGUUCAUUUUCAGAAAGAAUAGAUUAUAAAAUAUAUGAACUUCUUAUUGGAAAAUGGUAAAUUUUUUCCUUGUUCUAUAAAUGCUGUUGUAGAUUGUUGCACAUUCUUUUAGGAUUUAAACAUGUAUUACAUUAUUUGACACUUGACUCUAAACAUGCCUUUUGGGGUCUAAAUAGAAAUUGCAAGAGGCAUAUACGGUAGAUUUUUUUUCUUUUUUUACCAUCUGUAGUGUAAAUUACAAUUUCUCUUGUAAUUUUUGGCCAUGCAAAAUUUGAUAGUAUUGAAACUGGUCCAUCAUCUGGAUAGCAGCUAAAUAGUAUAGUACAGUACAAUACUUGUUGUAUUGUGCACUUGUUGUCCUCCAUAUGGGCAUAUGGAGGACAUGGAAAGGAAUGUAAUGAAAGAACCCCUUGUAUAUUAAUGUAUGAACAUUAGUGGGAGUUUUGAAGAUCAAGACUUGUUUUGCAAAGCAUUAAUGCUUGUUUUGAUUGUUGGUAGUUAUUUAAAUAACAGGGUCUGUCAGCCACUAGUCACAGCCAAAUAUCUGCUCAAAGUUUAGUUGAGGGUUUGGAGGCCUUCAGCACUUUAACAUGGAAAUAGCCAGUCAAUAACUAUAAAGAAUAAGCUUCCUAUUAUAGUUACAAAAAAAAAAGCUAUCCAUCACGUGGAAUGAAGUUAAGCCACUUAAAUUUCUUGCAAGGCCUAAGGAGUGUGUGUCUUCAGUCACAAGCUUAACUUGUUCUAUUUUGAAUAACCUGAAUUGGAUAUAAACUGCUAAAUUUAUUAAUGAUGUAUGCUGUCCUAGUCAAUUAAUAGUAGAUUGUAAAUUUAAAAAUGAAAUGUAACCAUACAAUUUCAAUUUGUAUUUUGUAAUUUCUAACUGUAUCUAGGGAUCACCUUGUUAAACUUAUUGAUAGUUGUCAGAACACAAUAUUUGUUGAUCUUAAAAUUAACAAUUUGCAUUAAAAAAGAUAUUCAUACUUUCACAUGCAUGUAUGCAUGCAUACAUGCAUGCAUACACACUUGUACACCUGCUUACUAAUGGGAAUAUACACACAUUACAUGUGCACGAGUACAUGCACCAGAUGGUCAAACAUGUGGACACAGCUAGUUGAGUACAAAGUAUUUCACUGGAAUACACACAAACUUAAGACUCAUACACACACACGCACUUUCCUAAAUAAUGCUCACAUACGUACAUGUGUUUUCAUGCAUACUAUCCUUGUAAACACAGUUUUCACACUCGCCUUGGCACGCUUUUUCACGUACGCACAAAUGUAUUUAAAUGCAUACUCAAAAUCACUGGAAUUUUUUAUAAAAUUUGAUAACUGAAGAAGACAGAACAUCAGACAUAUCUUGAAUCCUUUGACCACAGGCAAGGAAACACAAAUUUGUUCAUGCUUUUCCCCAUCAUCAGAUAUGCAUGCACAUGUGUGCACACGAAUUCACAUUUGCAUGUAUUCGCACAAAUACUAAAUCACUCAUUCUCCAACAUACUUGUAUAUUGCAUUUGCAUUCACUCCUGCACCUGUGUGCACUUUAAUGUGCAUGCAUACCUCUAUGUGCACUCUUCUAUGUCCAUACAUUCAAGCGCACUUUUACACACAAGCACACUCGUACACUGGCAUUAACAUGCAUUUGUUCACAUGCAAUUUAAAUAUAGCACGUUAAAAUAGCCGAUUAGUGUCCUCUUGGAAAAUGUUCAUAAAAUUGACAACCCUAUUAUACUAAAGAUAAUAUUUCUUUGGUUUUAAAGUGUGCAACAUGUGACGAUUGCUUGUAAAAUGAUAAUAUGCAUUCAGUAUAUUUUAUGAUGCAAAAUUCUCUAGAAACGUCAUCCACAGGUGCAUGCAUAAAAUUUCGUUUAGUUCAUUGUAAUCGGUUUGGAAAUUUAUAUUCAUCAAUUAUGGUAAUGAAUUUAUAUUCAAAGCCGUUUGAAAUUUGGAGCUUUCGAAAUCUCGGAGCUUUCCGAAAGCUGGUAAACCCGUUGGCAUGUCAUGCUGCAAGCUGCCUAGCUAUCUACAUUUACUAAAUCUAUAGCCAGUGCUACCUUAUAUUGGCUUCACACUUGUGAAAAAACAAAAUUGCCUUAAUGUUCUUGUUUCUGUGCUUAUUCUGCCUGCUCAUUUCUCAUUGGACAUUAUAGCCUGGUCCAUUUGUGUGAUUAAAUACUGUAUACAGAAUUUUUACACACAAUCGGACAUGUAUUGUAUUUUCGCAGAAAUCUUCUACUUGAACUCGUUCAGAAAAGGGCGAGAUCCCUAUGUAAAAUAUUCUUUCUUGUUGUAUUAGAUGUUUUCAAAGACAUUUUUCCAGGUCACUUUUGUGUUCUCCAGAUGUUUGAAUUUUGAUCUUAAGUUCUCAAAUAUUCACACAUUUACUUUUUGGCUGUCUUUUAUUUCCUUGUUUUAUCUUAGCCCAAGGAAUUGGGUUUAACUCCCACUGGUCCUUGGCUUCCAAGGCUGGAUGCUACUUUUGUACUGUACUUUACAGUGCUUCAGUCUUCUCUUGGAAAAAUGCUUCAAUCUUCAGUAUUCUUGAUCAAUUAGCAAAAUGUAGUACAGGUAAGGUAUAAAGUUGUUUGUUCAAAUUAAUAUCCUAUCAGUAUCAAUCUAUGCUCAUUAGAAUUUAUUGAGUAUUUAUUCACAGUAUUUUAUUUCAGUGUCCUAGAGUUAUCUCGACAACACUGUACCUUUGCAUUUCUACUUGGAACUUUAGACUUUUGUUUUUGGGAGGGGGUAAUUUUUUUAGCUUUUGAUUUUUCUUGUUCUUUACAAUGUCUAUUCAUCAAUGGAAUAUACAGUGGUACCUUUGUUUACGAAUUUAAUCCAUUCCCAGAGAUGGAUUGUAACCCGAAACAAAUUUUCUCAUAAGAAAUAGUAAUGUACUGUAAAUUGAAUUAAUCCGGUUCACACUCCCAAAAAUAUUAACAUCAGAAUACAUUUCAUGCAUAAUAAACACACAUUUUGUACUAUAUUAUGUACAAGUUUAGCUUAUCUUUAUUGAUGAUUCUUGUUGAUGUAUGGCAGAUGAUGAUGAGGAGGGGGGGGGGGUCCCCUUCCAUUAUAACAUCAGGCAGUGAUGGCUUUUCUGGGGUACUCUCCCUUAUGCUUUGCCUGCAUACCACUAGGACCCGAUUGUGGCUCACUGCUUGUUUCUCACCAAGAACUGUUCCAUAGACUUGUUUUUCUGUCAUCCUCACUUGUGUUUUCUUAAGUUGAACCUUACCACUGACUUUCUUGGGUCCCAUGUCAUGAUAUAUAAUACUUUUGUUUAGAAACAAAAAAGUUGAAAACAAUGAAAUUCUUUACAAAGAAUUCAAGCGCGAUCAUCACUAUGUGGGAGGCCCCUUUUAAACUGGGGUGCGGUAGCCUGUUCCACCAAGAACCACGUGCUCGGUCGACCCAUACAUGUACUAUCAACAAGCUCAUAACUUGAGGCAAAACUCGUAAACCGAAUUGAAUUUUAUGAAGAAAUUGAGCUCAUAACCUGAAGAAUUCAUGAAUCGGGGCAUUCGUAAGCCGAGGUUCCACUGUACAUGCUUUUAAUAUCAAUUUUAAUGAGCUACAUCUUUUGAUCUGUUUUCACAGCUUUGAAUGUCUCCAGAAGCCAAUGUUUGCUACAUGGGCUGGUUGCUUCCACCAUUGUUCCCUUCUCGCCUCCCAACUAUUUUUGGUACCCCUAACUCUACUGCUGUUGAUCCAAAACAAUGUUCUUUUUUUUCCUUCCUUUUUCAGUUGAAAAUUCAUUCCACUGCCACUUGUAUCUUAGUAAAUGGUAUGCAGUCUGUUCCAUUUACUGACUAAGCUCACUUACCCGGACUACAUGGAAAGGCCCUCUCACCGGAUAAGCCAGACAUUUAGAUAAACAGAAUUCUUACUGGGGAAACUAAAACAAAUGAAUAUAUUCAAAAAAAUUUCUUAACAGCCAACAUAAUUAAAAUUCACACACUAAAAAUAAAAAAUAUAGUAUAAAAUAAGUUUCAUCUUGUUGUAAUUCAUCUUUUUGAUUGAUAUUGUAGAUCUUGAAAAGUGUAGUUCUUGAAAAUUUCCUUAACCAAAUAUCUGGUUAUCCGGAUUUGUCCGGAUAUGGCAAAGUUUUAUCAUAAAAUUAUCCAGAUGUGAUUUUGGCCAGAUAAUCCAAAUACUGGAUUCGAUUAGGCGGGCUGUGGAUAACGGAGCUCAUACAG
Messenger RNA from Procambarus clarkii (red swamp crayfish), 8730 nucleotides. RefSeq names its product tuberous sclerosis 1 protein hamartin (gene Tsc1). Gene Ontology annotation, biological process: regulation of cell cycle; negative regulation of cell population proliferation; negative regulation of TOR signaling. The record is from RefSeq and is a predicted model, not a curated record. Lineage: Eukaryota; Metazoa; Arthropoda; Malacostraca; Decapoda; Cambaridae. Gene Ontology annotation, cellular component: TSC1-TSC2 complex.